Messenger RNA from Synchiropus splendidus (mandarinfish), 4214 nucleotides. RefSeq names its product cilia- and flagella-associated protein 53-like. Bases 448 to 1977 code for a protein of 509 amino acids. The transcript has 7 exons. The record is from RefSeq and is a predicted model, not a curated record. Lineage: Eukaryota; Metazoa; Chordata; Actinopteri; Syngnathiformes; Callionymidae.
AGUCGUCCCUGAAGGAGCGACUCGAGUGGUUAACAAGAUGGUGAGUUUGACUGUGACAUCUGGGGACCUCCUCUUCUGCUGCUGCUAGUAGACUUGACUGGCAGGUUGUGGGUUCAGUUCCUGCCCACAAGAGACUAGUGAGGAAGAACUAUUCUCCACAACAAAAUGGACUCAAUCCACUUCACUGACUUGGAUUUGAGGAGUUCCAUCUCGGGGCUGUUUGCUGGUUCUGGCAGAGCUGGAGUCGUGAAUCAGGGGUCAGAGGUCCGGAGCUGCUUGUGAUGCCUCCGUGACUCUGUGGUGGUUCUCCAUCUUCCAACAUCAGACUGAGUGGGCCACAGAUGCUGCAACUUGAACUGACGACACGAACAGCUGACUGACAGGUGUCGUCAUCUGACUUGUGUACAGAGUGCCAAGUUCUCGCUAGCGUGGCAGCGAGAUCAGCUGAUGCAGGAGAGGAAGAAGCAGGAGGCGGCCCGAGACAAGUUGGUGGACUACGCCAGGACACUGCAGACCUGCAACGUGAAGAACUCGUGGCUCCAGAGCUCAAAUGACCGAGUGAUGAGGAAGAACGCGGAGCGCAGCGUGAUGGCCGCCUUGCAGGAGCAGGAGAGCGGCGUGGAGGAGAGACGACGCCGGCUGUGGCGCCUGUUGCAGGACGAGGAGGUGCAGCUCCUGCAGGACAUGGAGGGGAAAAGCAACAGAGAGACACCUGAAGAGAGACAAGCAAAGAUGGCAGAAAGAGCCAAGGCGCUGCGGGAAAAACGAGAGACGGAAAGAAAACAGUUGGUGGACAACAAGCUGGACCAGCUGUUCAGGGACAAGUGUCAGGAGCUGAGGAACAACCAGAGUCGGCAGUUGGCGCAGCACGUCAGUGCAGACCGAGCAGGUCAGCUGCGCAGCCGGAAGGAGCAGCUGGAGCGUCUGCGCCAGGAAGACGACAUGUUCAACCGGCUGUGGGCUGCGGACGGGCGAGCGAAGGAGGAGCGAGAGAGGCAGCGGGUGCAGAAGGAGCAGGAGAGAGGAGAAGAGCUGAUGAAGGAGCUGAAGAUGCAGAUGGAGGCGUCGGAGGAGCAGAGGCGUCGUGACCGGGAGCUGAAGGAGGAGGAGGCCCAUCUGCUGGUACGUCUGUCUGUCUGUCUACUCACAUGCUGCAGCUCACUGACAGGUGUGUGUGUGCAGAGGCAACAGCAGGAGGUGCUGCAGCUGCAGAUGCAGAGGGAGCAGCACCAGAAGCUGCAGCUGCAGGUGGGCAGACGGCAGCAGCUGGACGAGAGUCUGCGGGAGAAGAUGCAGCGGACGUCCAGGGAGGAGCAGGACGAGCUGCAGAUGGACCUCCAGGUCCUGCAUCAGCUGCUGGAGAAGGAGCGGCAGGAGGCGGCAGACAAGAAGGUGAAGCUGCGCUGCGAGCAGCUGCGUCAUAUCCAGUACGUACAGGAGGAGCUGCAGAAGCAGAAGCAGACGGACGAGCAGGCACAGCGGCUCCGCGAUGAGCAGCUGCAGGAGGCGUACGAACAGCGAGAGAAGCAGAUCCAGCUUCAGAGGGACGCUCGGCGGCGCAUGAUGGAGGAGAUCAUGGCCACACGCAGAGUGCAGAUCGCAGAGAAACUGCGUGUGAACAGGGAGCAGCAGCUGGAGCUCCUCAGAGAGAGGGAGGAGCUGAACUAUCUCAUCGAGGAGAUGAACAUAGCUGAAGCCGAGGAGAAGCAGAGCCAGCGGCAGGCGUGUGUGGAGAACAAGCUGAACCUGCAGGAGCAGGUGAAGGAGCGGCAGCAGAACAGAAGGCAGCAAGCCAUCGACAACAUGAAGGAGGCAGAGCAGAUGCUGAUGCAGGAGUACCUCUACGACCUGAAGGAGGAGGAGGUCCUGAACAGACCCCGCUUCACAGGCGUGCCCCUUCACCCACUCAGGAGAGGCAGGGACUUUGCUGAGUUUCCAGAGGAGGACCUCCCCAGUCCUCCCGCAGGGCCGCUGUAGGUGACCAGUCCCACACUUCAAACGAACUCAGUGAUGAAUAAAGGAGAACAAGACAAGCACAAGUAUUCCUUUAUUAACAAAACUCACACACACCGGAUCCAAGGAUGGGUCUGGAGACCAGUCGAUCUUCAAGGGCUUCUGAUAACUGUGAAAAGUUGAGAGUUUCUACCAGAUGGUGCGAGUGUGGAUGAUGAUAUAACCAGUGGUCAGCAUACCCACAAGCUGUCACUUACCUGGUACCAACUUGACCAGUCCAGGCCUGGCUCCUGAAGAGGAUUCCAGAGUAGAUGGGCCAGGGAGGUUCUGGCCACCACAAGCCCUACACGGAUCAGCUGCUCACAUUUACAUUUAUUUAGAAAAAGCCUCAACAUUCCAGUGUUUGUUUCCAUUUCCAACAAAAGAGGGUGGCAGCAUUCUCAGCGGUCCAUCUGGUUCACACAGUCAAACUCAGGUCACAAUCAGAGUCCCCCACCGUCGCCCGGUGCGCCUGGUCUGUUCAGGACCGGAACCAGCAACAAACACGAUCGGGCUCAGAAGUUCGUUUCUCCCAGACCCACAGUUUGACUGUCUGAGAAGCCCUGGGGCCACCAGAGACCUCCAGACAGCCUCAGGCCCACAGUCAGAAGAGGACCAGGACUAACUGUUCUUUUGAACUUCAGGCCACAACACAGAACCGGAACCUGAUUCUUGAAACGCUGCGACUCACCUGCUGAUUUGAGUCACACUUGUCUAUCUCCAACACGCACACACGCUCACACACUGUCUAGACUUCUGGAGAAGAAACGCUGAUGUUCAAUAAUGUCUGGGAUCGUUGCAUCACAGAGGCUGUCGGUGUGACUCUCGGACCUUGCAGCGGACAGAGUCCAACAGGACGUAGCAGCAGAAAGUGACUGAGGGUCGAUGUAUGGGGGGCAGUGCAGGACCAGAAGCAGGAGCAGGGAUCAGAUCUUCAGGUUCUUCACGGUCUCAGCUCUCUUCUUCAGAAGCUCUCCCACCUCCUGCAACGACCGAAGGAAGCUGCUCUGGACUUUGUCCAUCGCUGAGCUGAUGAAGGAUGCCUCAUCCUGCAGAUGCCAGGGGGAGACAUCAGUGAGACCCUGUCUGGCUGAGGUCAUCUAAGUCUCUGAACCACAACCACGUGGACAACCAGUGAGUCCGUUUGCUCUACCUGUGUGCGUCCGUCAAGGGUUAAAGUGGACAGUUUGAGGGACGUGAUGUGGGACUCUUGACCUCUGACCUGCUGCAGGGACUCAGUCAGCAGCUCCUGGAGACUUGAGGUGAGAUCCUGGAAACCACACAGCACCAAAGGCUGUGGACACACGCAUAAACACACACAUUAGUCCAGAGAUCUGUGUCUAGGUUGGGUUUAUCCGUCCUGAGGCAAAACGCCUUCUCGAGUUCAUUACAAGGUCAUGCUUCAGUUUGAGGAUUCAAACUUAAUAACUGGGUCAUAAUAACUGGGUUUCAGUUGGGUUCAUAGUCCUGCUUAAGGUUAGCCAUGUGUUUUGGAUGGUUAGGUUUAGGGGGAGAGGCUGGGGAAAGGGUUAUGGCCAUGAGAGGUCCUCACAACGAUAGCGAUACAAGUGUAUGUGUGAGUGUACCUGAGGUGCAUUUGGGCCCUUCUUCUUCUUCUUUUUCUUCUGUAAACUGGUUUUCAGAGGUCGCAAGAUUUUAGCGCAAUAACUGGCCGUCAACAAUACGACACACAAACUCUGUGGAGGGAGAGAGGGUCACUGUGGCUGCACACGUCAGCUCACUUGCACUCACACACACAGGUGCACACCUCCACAAAGAAGACCAGCGUCUCUAGUAGAUGUUGUUGACUGAUUAAACCGUUUUCUUUCAGCUCCAGAAAAUCUCCUCGACUUUUCUUCAGCAUUUCUGUAGCAGCACAGAUGAGAUUUUGUUAGACGAGUGUCUGUGUGCACGUGUAUUAAUGUUCUUGUGCGGACCAAUCUUUGACAAGACACUGAUCUUAUGAAGACAUUUUGAUUUGUGCAGACAUUAUACGCGUGUCAACAUUGAACUUUGAGGGCGAAAACAUCAAAAUAACUGGGUCAUUAUGAUUGGGUUUAAGUCUGGUUCAGAGUCCUGGUUAAGGUUAGUCAUUCGUUUUGGAUGGUUAAGUUAAGGGUGAGAGGCUGUCCAAAGAUGGCCUCACAAGGGUAUGAGUAUGUAUGUGUGUUCACCUUGUAGCUGCACCGUAACAGACUUGAAAGUGUUACAUAUUUGUGUUU